Molecule: messenger RNA, 5986 nt
Organism: Athalia rosae (coleseed sawfly)
Lineage: Eukaryota; Metazoa; Arthropoda; Insecta; Hymenoptera; Athaliidae
Gene: Smurf
Product: E3 ubiquitin-protein ligase SMURF2
Exons: 12
Coding region: 139-2832 (897 amino acids)
Biological process (GO): negative regulation of BMP signaling pathway; ubiquitin-dependent protein catabolic process
Molecular function (GO): ubiquitin protein ligase activity; protein binding
Source: RefSeq, a predicted model, not a curated record
GACUGCUCGCCCUGCAGUCAUGGGCCAAUGAUGGCCUACCAGCCAACCAACCGUGGUCGGUACGGCGUUGAAAACAAUUUUAUUUAUUAAUUAGUGCAAAGUGUUUUAAGUGUUUGAUGCGUUAAAUGUGCGUUAAAAAUGUCGAAUCCCGGCGGUAGCAGAAGGAACGGGGCCGUCAAGAUUCGCCUGACGAUACUAUGCGCCCGUAACCUCGCUAGGAAGGAUCUUUUCCGUUUGCCCGAUCCAUUUGCUAAAAUAACUGUCGAUGGAUCCGGUCAAUGCCACAGUACCGAUACAUGCACAGCUACGCUAGACCCAAAAUGGAAUCAGCAUUACGAUUUGUUCAUCGGAAAAAACGAUGGAAUUGCAAUAUCGGUUUGGAAUCGUAGAAAAAUACAUAAAAAACCAGGAAGUGGGUUUUUAGGCUGCGUUAGGAUACUUUCCAACACAAUUCAGAGAUUGAAAGACACUGGUUACCAGCGUUUGGAUCUCUGCAAGGCUCAUUCAGACGAUGCUGAUGUUGUGAAAGGGCAAAUAGUAGUAUCUCUUUUAUCGCGUGAUGGCCACAAUGGCGCAGUAAGUAAUACAGUUGGUCACAACGCAGUUGUCGAUGUGCUCGGCGAUCUGAGUUGUCCAACGGUUCUCCCAGAUGGUUGGGAAGAGAGACGGACUGGAAACGGACGUCUUUACUACAUCGAUCACUUAAACAGAAGUACUCAAUGGGUGCGGCCCAAUUCGCGACCUGGAAACCCAAUAAUACCGACGACACUUGAGUCGCUACCUGCUCCAGGAUCAGAGCCAACAUCACCGAGUGGAAGCGGUAGUCCUCAGAAUACACGGAAUCAAAGUCCAACACCUCAUACCCCAGAACGAAAUGGGGGUGAAGUGGGGCAGCAGAAUAGAACUCCAGUGAGAGAGAACUCUGCUUGUAAUACAUCGACGCAAAGUCAAAAUGUUAUACAAAAUCUGCGGAAUACAACUACAAAUAAUUCCACAAGAGAACGAAGGACCCCAAGAAGCAACGAUGAGCAGAAUGGAAACAGAUUACCUAAUGGUAGUCAGGCAAGGAGAACUAAUAGAACAAAUAGGAAUAGGAACAGCAUCAUGGCUAGUGGAGAACGAAGGAAUGAUAAUCAACCCUCAGAUUUGCCUCGGGGAUACGAGUUGAGAAAAACGCAACAAGGGCAGGUGUACUUUUACCAUGUACCAAGUGGUGCGUCAACAUGGCACGAUCCAAGGAUUCCUCGUGAUUUACCAGCUAAUGAAUUGGCAAAUGAACUCGGCCCACUCCCUAGUGGGUGGGAAAUGCGACAGACCCAAACAGGGAGGGUUUACUUUGUAGAUCACAACAACAGGACGACGCAAUUCACGGAUCCCAGAUUAUCGGGACAGAUAAUCAGCAAUUUGUUAAAACGACAGAGUCCUCAAAAUGGAACUUCGAGUCAGGUUCAGUCAACUCCGGUUCGAAACCCGGCUACGCCUAGACUUGAGCUGCCAGGAAAUGAGACACCUUUGACUCCGGCAGUUUCAUCACCAUCGCAAAACCUGUCCAGACCUAGGACUGAAGGAGCAAGCAAUAAUAAUUCUCCUACGUCCGAAAGUACACCUACGCAAAAUGGACAGACAGUUUCGGAUCUGCCUAAGGAACUCAUGGAAAGUGAGCUGCUUCCUAAAUAUAAACGAGACCUGGUAGCAAAAUUGAAGUGCCUCAGGGCUGAACUCAAUGCCCUACAACCUCAGAGUGGUCAUUGCAGAUUAGAAGUAUCGAGAAACGAAAUAUUUGAGGAAUCGUACAGGCUGAUAAUGAAGAUGCGGCCUAAAGACAUGCGUAAGCGACUGAUGGUGAAAUUUCGUGGUGAGGAGGGACUGGAUUAUGGUGGGGUGGCGCGUGAAUGGCUUUAUUUGUUAUCUCACGAAAUGUUGAAUCCCCAGUACGGUCUUUUCCAAUAUUCUCGAGACGACAAUUACACCCUACAGAUAAAUCCUGACUCCGGUAUCAAUCCUGAACACCUUUCGUACUUCCACUUUGCCGGUAGAAUAAUUGGCAUCGCUGUGUUUCACGGUCACCAUGUUGACGGAGGAUUCACAACACCAUUUUAUAAAAUGCUACUCAACAAAGCCAUUACCCUUUGUGAUAUCGAAGGUGUUGAUCCCGAGCUGCAUAGAAGUCUAACGUGGAUGCUAGAAAAUAGCAUAGACGGGGUAUUAGAUGCAACGUUUUCGGUGGAGCACAGUAGUUUCGGAGCCCUUAAAAAUCACGAACUAAAACCUGGCGGUAAAGACAUUGCUGUUACGGAGGAAAAUAAAAGAGAAUAUGUAAGACUGUACGUAAAUUACCGAUUCAUGCGGGGAAUAGAACAGCAGUUUCUAGCUCUUCAAAAAGGAUUUCACGAGCUGAUACCCCCACAACUGCUUAGGCCUUUUGACGAAAGGGAACUCGAACUAGUUAUCGGGGGAUUAGGCACCAUUGAUAUUAAUGAUUGGAAAAUGCACACAAGACUAAAACACUGCACACCAGACACUCCCAUAGUUAAGUGGUUUUGGCAGAUCGUCGAAUCUUACGGUGAAGAAAUGAGAGCAAGAUUAUUGCAAUUUGUUACUGGCAGCUCGAGGGUUCCUCUACAAGGUUUCAAAGCGCUCCAAGGCUCAACAGGAGCUGCCGGACCUCGUCUCUUCACCAUCCACGCCAUCGAUGCUCCGUGCGAAAAUUUGCCCAAAGCUCAUACCUGUUUCAACCGGAUCGACAUCCCACAAAAUUAUCAAAGCUAUCAGAAAAUGCUGGACAAACUAACACAGGCUGUUGAAGAAACUUGUGGUUUUGCUGUCGAAUAAUAGGUAAAAUGAAAAUGUGUUAUUAUUUUCUUUACGCCAAUAUCUUGAGUUGGGCCCCGUUUCAGCAUUUUCAGUGUAUAGAUGUACAUAAAGAGUGAGAAGACUAUGGUACGAUUACCAAAGGUAGAGAGUACGUACAGUUCGAUUUUGGCUCGUAAUCAUUCUCAAGUGGUUUCAGGCUUAACGGUGACUUUAGCUAUGAUUCAGCAGUCAGUUUAUUGAAGAAAGAACAAAAAAUUAAUUAUCUUCAUUUCGAAAAAAUUUGGCUCCACAUUCGACAUAUAUUAUGUUCAGAAAUCACUCGGUCUAAUGCUAGUUUUUCUUCUAAUUUAGUUCAAAGCUAACUAUUUUUUACAUCGAAUGUCACCCUAAAUAGACAAACACAACCAUUAAUUUCCAAAUACCACCGAAGUGAACAAUUCUAUUUUUUUUACAUGUUUUCUGUUUUCUCCCUCGUCAUGCAGCUUUUGACUAGAUCAUGUAAUUCGUAUUACUGCCGUUUACUUGCUCUGUCAUAUCAUAGCUAUUUGUAUUAGAAAUUUGUAAAUAAGCAUAGAUAUAAAUUUAAUCGGAUAUGAAAAUACAUAUAUUGAAAAAAUUUAUCGACGUAAGGAAUCAUAUAGAAAAAAAAACGAAUAGGUAACAAAUUGAAACUUCUUAUACCAGCUUCAUAUUGUUUAUUUAAAUUAAUAGUAUUUAACAAACAAAAUUUUAUACAUAUGUAUAUGUAUAUGCGUUUAUAUGCAUAUAUAUAUUUGUGUCUGUACUAAAAUGAACGUUGGAUUAAUCACAAUCAAUAACUUUAAUCGUGAUUUUAUAACUCAUUUUUAACUUCGAUUCUAUAAAUUCACUUAUAAUUCUCUAUCUUCGGUAUGCCGUAAUUGGUAAUAAGUAAUUAUUAAAUUAAUAUUGCAAUGAUAAUGGUAAUAAUUGCUUGAGGUGAUCAUUGCUGUUGUUGUUGGCGUUGUUAUUAUUAUCAUUAAUAUUAUUAUUCUUAUUAUUAUUAUUAUCAUUAUUAAUAAUGUUAUUAUUGAUAUAUCUUUAUACUGUGAUUGACAAUAUUAUAAAAUGAAAAUUGAAGCGAAAAAAAAAUAUGUGAUUAAUCAGAGCGACAUUCAUUCACUAUUGAUAUUUAUAAAGCAUACUUAACUAAUUCAAAACAUCAUAUGCAUACAUUAUACACGUAAUGAAUAUUGUAGAUGUACAUAUUAUUUAGAAUUUUGUAUUUGCAUUUUGCACCUUAUUAUUUUUAUUUUAUCUGGUUGUUGAUAUUUUCCGUGUUCAUUUCGAAGGAGGAAAAAUAUUGAACUAAUGUGUACGUUCAACUUCGUUGAAUUUAGCGCGUUGAAUUUGAGAAGAAAAAUAUAGUUUGCACCCACGAUGGUAUAUUAUAAAUGCGAUAUAAUUUUAAUAUGCAAGCCUGUUUUUUUCGCAUUAUAAUAUUUCUGGAUAAAACGUGACUCAACUCUCCGAGAUGAAUCACCUACCAAAACAGACAAUCCUAAUUAUGCCGUUGAUCGAAAUUGCCAAUAUUGUGUGGCAUUCAGAAUUUUACCUAGUCAUAGAACAUUGAACACUGUAUUUGAAAAUUUUUUUAAUUUCGAUGGUAUCUGGUUACGUACACGGACAUUGGAGUAUCCUUUGCCUUUAGUUCGGGAGUUUUUAUUAUCUACUAUGCAUCUAUAAAAAGAUGUAUGUGACAGAAAUUACUCCAUGAUGAAACGCUGCUGGAAACGGAAGCUUCGACUGGUCUUGUAACAGAUCCAGAUACUUAUUAUUAAGGAGCUGUGUUGAUAGUGGUCUUUUCGUUUGAUAACACAUGAUGAUAUUAUAUUUAUGUAAUUAAUGAAUAAUUUCGCAUAUCGUGUACUAUCAGUAUGCGUAACACAUGUGUAGGUAUCGUAUGUGGUAAAACGAUCGGUCCCGGGUGACUACUCAUAUACGUACACAUGUUUUACAUUUUAUAGUUUUUUAAUUACAACAAUCAAUCAGAAUUGGUGAACGCAUAAGCCGGAAUUAUGCUAUCGGACUCCGGUUAAUUUUAUCAAUAACUGUGGUGAACAAAGUGGAUCCAGUUCGAAUAUUGAGAUACAAAAAGAAAUUUUCGAAGCUUGUGCCUUGUGCAUGCGAUCCUUUGAUUCAAUGAGAUCAAGUAAUGAGUGUAAUUGUCUUCAAUAGGGUUACCUUUUUAUUUACUGGAGUAACCAUGAAUCUAUCUAAAGGUAGUUUUUGAUAAGUCGAGGCAAUUGGCUGUUAUAAACGAGGAACAAUAUCGAUUUGUACGAAUAGUAGUGCCUUGUUAAUCAUGAUAUACUAAAUAAGUGAUUCAUACAUAAUACAAACGUAUGGUAUAAGCUCUCAAAAUUAUUCAGCAAUGCUCAUUUUGAAAAAAUCAGUGACUGAAAAUAUCUUGCGUACGAUAAAUUGUUCUAUCUUUUUUCAGGGUUCAAGUAUAUCCGUUGAAUCCGUUAGCUCUAAGUCCCGCGGGUCUCCUCUAAUCUCAGAUUAAUAGAAGAACUGAAAUCAAGCGAAUAGUCAUUGAUUUUUAUUCUUCUCCAUAUCCAUAAAAUCGGAUGGGCAUUACUUACGAUUGCAAUGAAAGCAAUGCACGUUUUAAAUGUAAAAAACAACUUUCGGUAUUUAUGUCCCAUAGUGGUCUGCUCUGAUUUAUUGCGAGCGUUGAAAAAAAGGAAGAUUUUCUCUCUGUGCCGAGUAACUGUUUAUACAAACUAGUACAUAUCUAGCGCAACAUUGAGCUUUACUUCGUCUCGUUAACAAUACAUUUUGCGACUACUUAAACAUGGUAAAGCCUAACAGAGGUUUCAAUCGUGAAGAUUUGCACCAACUGUAAUACGAAAAAAAUAUCAAUAUACUUAUAAAUGUGUAAUGUUAUGCCUUAGAUAGACCACGGUCUGGUGCAAUUUCGACCCCUUUUGCCUUGUGAAUGAGUAAAAAAUCUAUUUAUGAUAGACUGCAAUAGCAAAUGAAUAUAGCAAAUUGCUCUAACGUUAUAUGAAAGUAUCAACGUUAAAACGUUGCAUAUCAGAUGAUAUCUAUGUACGAAUGACGUAAAGGAUGAAUUCAAAAGAGUUCGUCUGGGAGGGUCAGUUGCUGUAAGCAGGAAAUACUGGCUAUUUGUGUUUAGAUUCAUCCA